GAGAGAGAGAAAGGGAAAAAAGAUGAGGAGAUAUUUGAAAUAGAAAUUUCUCAAUUGUUGAUGUUUGUUAGUCUCAAGAAAUCUUGUUUUGUUGGGUUUUUGUUCCUGUGAACUACCGAUAUUUACUUUUGCAGUCAACACGAUCUUUACCAAUGGAUUUAAGAGCUGAUUUUUAUAGAGUAGAGCUGAAUCGAACCCUCUGGGAAAUUCCAAUAAAAUACACCAAACUAUCACCCAUCGGUUCUGGAGCCUACGGUCAAGUCUGUGCAGCUGAUGACAUUGCAUUUAGCCGACGAGUUGCUAUAAAAAAGCUUGCUCGUCCUUUUCAAUCGGCAAUCCAUGCAAAGCGAACAUAUCGAGAAUUCAAGUUACUCAAACACAUGGAACAUGAGAACGUUAUUGGUUUAUUGGAUGCUUUUACUCCAACGACUACUUUUGACAGGUUUCAAGAUAUGUACUUGGUUACUCAUUUGAUGGGUGCUGAUUUAAAUUCAAUCAUAAGAACGCAAACUUUAACUGAUGAUCACGUCCAGUUUCUGGUUUAUCAAAUUCUCAGAGCUCUUAAGUACAUCCAUUCAGCUGGAAUAAUACACCGGGAUCUGAAACCAAGCAAUAUCGCUGUCAAUGAGGACUGUGAACUUAAAAUUUUAGAUUUCGGGCUAGCUCGACAUACUGAAGCAGAAAUGACUGGUUAUGUAGCGACUCGCUGGUACAGAGCCCCAGAGAUCAUGUUAAACUGGAUGCAUUACAACCAGACUGUUGAUAUUUGGUCUGUUGGCUGUAUAAUGGCUGAAUUAAUCACAAGUCGAACACUUUUUCCUGGUACCGAUCAUAUUGACCAAUUAUUAAGAAUCAUGGCAGUUUGUGGAACCCCAGACGACGAAUUCAUGAAAAAAAUAACCAGUGAAGAAGCCAGACGUUACAUAGCAACUCUACCCAAAAUGCCCAAAAGAAACUUCACCGAUAUUUUCAAAGGCAUCAAUCCAAAAGCGAUUGACCUUUUGGAAAAAAUGUUGGCCCUUGAUGCUGAUCGUCGUCCAACAGCUGAACAAGCCUUAGCUCAUCCUUAUUUAGCUCAAUUUGCUGAUCCUAGUGAUGAACCGAUUGCCAAACCUUUCGAUGAUUCUUGGGAAGAACGUGAUAUGCCUCUUGAAGAAUGGAAAAAAUUAGUUUAUGACGAAAUGGUUCGAUUUGUGCCAAGAAGUUGAUACUCAUUUACAAAAUCAUUUUCAUCACCAUAAUCAUCAUUGUAUUCAUUAUUAUUAUUUUAUCACUGGUGUUAUGACGAGCAUGAUGAACAUUGGAUGAACAAUAAUCCAAUAACGAUUAAUAUGUCAGAUAUUUUUAUCAUCACCACCCAUGACGCUGUUUAUUUCCUUUCUAUACAGCCGUACUUAAUUAUUCUCCUUUCUUUAUCUCGAAAACUCUUGUAAGAUUUUAAUUUGUACAUUAUCUGAUUAAUUAAUCAUGUUUAGACAAUUUGUGCAAUUAAAUUUUGAAUUUUUAUCCUCAUGACCAA
Tetranychus urticae (two-spotted spider mite) is the source of this 1519-nucleotide messenger RNA. Its product is annotated as mitogen-activated protein kinase 14. Lineage: Eukaryota; Metazoa; Arthropoda; Arachnida; Trombidiformes; Tetranychidae. Gene Ontology annotation, biological process: protein phosphorylation. The record is from RefSeq and is a predicted model, not a curated record. Gene Ontology annotation, molecular function: MAP kinase activity; ATP binding.